Messenger RNA from Eptesicus fuscus (big brown bat), 1588 nucleotides. RefSeq names its product ATPase H+ transporting V0 subunit e2 (gene ATP6V0E2). NCBI's taxonomy places the organism in Eukaryota, Metazoa, Chordata, Mammalia, Chiroptera, Vespertilionidae. Gene Ontology annotation, molecular function: proton-transporting ATPase activity, rotational mechanism. The transcript is spliced from 4 exons. The coding region runs from base 67 to 312 and encodes 81 amino acids. Gene Ontology annotation, cellular component: proton-transporting V-type ATPase, V0 domain. Gene Ontology annotation, biological process: proton transmembrane transport. The record is from RefSeq and is a predicted model, not a curated record.
GCCGCCAGGACCCGGGAGCAUCUGCAGCUGACCCAGCACCCCGAUCUGGGCGUCCCGCGCCCCGCCAUGACGGCUCACUCCUUCGCCCUCCCGGUCAUCAUCUUCACCACGUUCUGGGGCCUCAUCGGCAUCGCCGGGCCCUGGUUCGUGCCGAAAGGACCCAACCGCGGAGUGAUCAUCACCAUGCUGGUAGCCACUGCUGUCUGCUGUUACCUCUUCUGGCUCAUCGCCAUCCUGGCCCAGCUGAACCCUCUGUUUGGGCCACAGCUGAAGAACGAGACCAUCUGGUACGUGCGCUUCCUGUGGGAGUGACCGCUGCUGCUUCAGCCCAGGUACCCCAGCUCUCCGGAUGACCUUGGCUCAACUCUCCCUGAAGACCCCUUUGUUCCACCCCCAUAGCUGUGUCGUGAUCCCUCUGUGUUGAAAUAAUGGAAAAUCAUUCACACCCAAAACACCAUUGUAAUUUGGGUCCAGAUUGAAACUUGUAUAUUUAGCGUUCCUUAUAGUUGUAAAGUCACUUAAGUGGCCUGCUCAGAAAGUUGUACCUCCUCAGAAUAUCUUGUUGCGCUCUCCUCCUGUACCUGCCCCCCACUCUGUGGAUAAGCACCCCUCCCUCCGCAGAGGCUCAGAAACGAGGCAGCUCCUGCCCCCAGUUUGGACUCCACUCAUCCGGCUGCAGUGAGGGCAGAUUUCAGAGCCCCUCACAGCAGCCUCUAGGUCACCUGAGCUGCGGAGGGUGAAGAGAGACAGGUGUAGGCAAGGUUUGGGCAGCACUGUGGGCUUCGGAGGUCGGGCUGGGAUGGUGAGGGAGGGAAGGGCAUCGGCCCUGACUGGCUGAGCAGGCAGCAGACCAGUGAGAUCCUGGGACCCCCAGCCCAUGCCCUCACUCCCAGGAGAGCUGAGGCUGAGAUCUCAGACAUUUGUCCUCAUCCUCAGAGCCAAUCAGGGUCUCCUCUCUGCCACAUGGCCUCCCUGGAGGAAGAAGCCAAUUUCAUGUAUUUAUUGACUAUUUAUUUGAUUGGCCUUCCUCCCACGUAGUGGGCAUUGUUUUUGGACCUGUGGUAGGGUGUGAGGUGUCUCACCUGGAUUUCGUGGUCUGGGCUUGGCCUGUUGCUCAGAGCUCAGGCUGGGCCUCCCCUGGACAUCCUACAGGCCCCUUUCAAACUCCCUUCCUGUCCUGACCCCUGUGGCCCUCCGGGAGUGGGGGUAUUGCGUGUGGGUUGUACAGAAAACCCGAUCUGUAUCUAGUGACUCACGAGUGAUGGGAAAUCACUGUUUGGUGGUUGAGUCCAAGUCUGCUGGCCACCCUUUCCCUGCCCACCUGAUUUCCAUGUCCUCAGAGGGUGGGGGUGAGGUUGGGGACAGGAAAGAGGGCUCGAAGUGGCUUGGAGCUGCAGCUCUGGGAUGUGGACACGAAACUACAUUUUCCUGAGACCUGAAGGAAAGUGCAGCCGGUCUGGAUUCUGCCAGAACCAGGCCUGGCAGGAGGAAAAAGUGGAAGACUUGCUCAAGUGGAACUUUGACCACCACUCAUCUGUGCCCCUGAUUGCAGAGUGAACAGUUCCUGGGCUGUGCAAUAAAGCAGGUU